UUUAUAAAAAUGAUUAAAUUUCAGAUUCUGAAACUAAGCGAAACGAUGAAGUGGGGUCGAUGCAAAGCGGAAGGCAAAUUGAUUGGAUUGAAUUGGCGCGGAGAAAAAAUUUUAGGGAUAAGGUUGAAGACGACCCCCAGCUCUUCAUUUGGCUGGAAUUGGAACUUUGGCAACGGCAACAAGAAGGAAAACAAACCCCAAAUCAAAUACCACGAUAUUGUUCUUCCAUUCCCUCUUUCUCUCGUUGACAAAACAUUCUUGAAACGUAAAGAACUCAAAUGCUGCUAUAAGGCCACAUCAGACGGAUUCAGCGCUACCGAUUUCCACACGUGUUGCGAUUUCAAAGGACCAUGUGUCAUAAUUGGCUACACAGACAAAUCCUUCAAGUUUGGUGCAUUCAAUCCUGAGGGCUACAGAAGCACAGAUGACUACUAUGACACUUUUGAUGCAUUCCUCUUCUAUUGGGAAGACAAUGAGGAUGCUGAUCCCAUCAUCUUGCCCAAGGUAGGGGGUAGUGGUGCAGCUCUGUUCGAUUACGCGAGGGGCGGGCCACAGUUCGGGGCAGACGGGCUGCUCAUUGGCCCCCCUUUGGCACCUGUGAUGGGUGGCUUUGCUGGGCCAGACACGAACUCGGGUGUCGGGGACCUAAGGCAAGCGCGAUCUCGGCUCGGACUAUCGUAUGCGAAGAGAAAAGAUGGGAAGGAGUCCAUCUUUGGAGAUGAAAACAGAGCUGUUGUUGCUGAAGUGCAGGUCUUUUGCAGCCCUCAAAUAGCAAGCUUGUAUUGAAAGAGGAAUGAGCAAGCAGCUUCCAAAGGUGUUCUGCAUUGGAUGGUCAUGCAUAUUCCUAUUGCUUGGAGCUUUUUUCUUUGAUUCUUUGUUUCUAUAGAAACAAUACUUAAUUUAAUUAUGAGGAAAAUAUCGUAGUUUGUAAACAUAGCAAGAAAAUAUCGUAGUAUUAUGAAAUUACUUAAUUUUCUGGUUUGUAAUUAUAUGGUCCUUCAACUUUUUGUGUUUAAUACUUCUAUAAAUUUUCAAUUUUAAUCUA
Molecule: messenger RNA, 1045 nt
Organism: Benincasa hispida (wax gourd)
Lineage: Eukaryota; Viridiplantae; Streptophyta; Magnoliopsida; Cucurbitales; Cucurbitaceae
Product: TLDc domain protein
Source: RefSeq, a predicted model, not a curated record